Molecule: messenger RNA, 2753 nt
Organism: Girardinichthys multiradiatus
Lineage: Eukaryota; Metazoa; Chordata; Actinopteri; Cyprinodontiformes; Goodeidae
Gene: zbtb32
Product: zinc finger and BTB domain containing 32
Exons: 6
Coding region: 199-1710 (503 amino acids)
Biological process (GO): regulation of transcription by RNA polymerase II
Molecular function (GO): DNA-binding transcription factor activity, RNA polymerase II-specific; protein binding; RNA polymerase II cis-regulatory region sequence-specific DNA binding
Source: RefSeq, a predicted model, not a curated record
CCACAGACUAACCUGUGCCCCAAAACUUCACAAGUCACUGUACAGUCAUGAUGCAGGGUAGCUCAUCGCCCUCCCUGGAGAGAAUUCACUAAACACCCGAGUCUUUCAAAUCAGACUUUUCUCCUGUUACUUCAGUCCUCUACAUGCAUGCUGCUGGCAGGCUGACUACCCUCCCCAAUAUUUCCAGAACCUUCAGAAAUGAUUCGAAUCAACAACACCCAAUACUUCCACUUCCUGCAGCAGGCAGAUGUCCUUCGUCGAUCGGGGACACUCUGCGACGCCAUCAUCUCGGUGCAGAGCCAAACUUUUCAGGCACACCGGUUAGUUCUUGCCUGUGCUAGUAGAGCGUUAGCACAGCACCUAGCCAAAGGUGAUGCAGACAGCCCAGCCCAUUGCAGGUUGGAGUAUUUCUCUCCCCACACGUUCCAGCAAGUUCUGGACUUCACCUACACUCAAGCUCUUGAAGUGCCGGUGAAAGACCUGCAGCAACUGCUGAGAGCUGCCCAGCUCUUAGAAAUGCAGCAGCUGGAGGACCAGUGCCAUAAGCAGCUGAGGAGUCUCAAAGACAGAGAGAAGGAUGAAAAUGGAGAAGCAGUACACCUCACAGAGGAAAAGAAAAGUGGAAAAGAGAAAGAUCAAAAGCAAAAAGGUAGACCGGUUCUUGAGAACAAAGUCCAAAAGACAUCCUCAGAAGAAAAAUCAAGUGUUGACAUUGUCAUGGAAAAUGUUUCACCUACCGAUUCUAUUGACAUCCCCAACAACCAAAAAUCCCCAAGAAGGACGGUGAGAUUGUUCCCGAUGUCAGCAGCACUGUGCAACAGAGAUAGUGUCAUUACCAGGCCCAACACCAGUAAUUCCUCUUUCUCUUCUGCAUGGGCAUUCCCUUCAAACAUGUGGGACUCUGGGAAUCACCUAAACACCUUAAGGCGAAUUGCCGAGAACUAUUCAAACUUCAUCUCAGCUCAUCCCCUUCCAUCUUCCAACCAGACCUCUGUGGUAUACCCAUUCCCCCUUUCUUCUCCACACAUGUUCCCUUUACUCAGUUCCCAUUUUCAUACUCCCCUUCAAAACACUGCACUAGGCUACUCACGCUUUCCCCCCCAUCCCUACGCUCAAAACCUGUGCACGGAGACCCCACGGACGAGCAGCAUGGUCAAGAACGGCCUUUUGAAAAGAAAGAAACUGAGCCAAUCUAGUCAAGCUGGGGAAACGAGAUAUGUCGAAGUGCCUAAAGUCAGAGAAAGAGCUGAAGAGUGUCAACACUGCAGCACAAGAGUCCUCUGUGAUCCAGUGCUGCGGGAGUCAGCCUCCACACAAUUAGGUCAAAGCUGUGAUGGAUGUCAGUUCUGUGGAAGAGACGCUGUGCAACGUGAUGCAAAUGCCAGAGACCACAGAGGAGAAAAACCCUACCAGUGCAAACACUGUCCCAAGAAGUUUAGCCUAAAACACCAGCUCGAUACGCAUCAUCGUGUUCACACCGGAGAGAAGCCGUUUGAGUGUCGUCUCUGUGGUCAACGCUCACGGGACUACUCUGCCAUGAUCAAGCAUCUGCGGACGCAUGGCGGGGCUGCGCCCUACCAGUGCACCGUGUGCCUGGAGUUCUGCAGCAGCCUGGUCGCCAUGCAGAGGCACGUCAAGACCCAUGCAGUGCAGGACUUCCCCCCUGACUGGAGCAUCAACAACACCUACUUGUAUAUCUCACACAUAUGAGACAAUUUUCAUAGACUGUAUCUUCUGUUGGUGAUUCUCGUGUGAGGCUGUUGAAGUUUAAUUUAUAGUACUAAUACUAUAGCUAAAGAUCUGUUUUACCUAAAAAAAAAGGGAAUAUUGAAUAAAAAAAUUUCUCUACUUAGAGGUUUCAAGGGCAAACUGGGCUUUCAGCAUUAUAAUAUCUAUGAGAAAUGAAACUGUUCUCUAUUUGCAUUCACAAUAAUAGGAAAUACAGAUGCAGUAUUUUCCAGUGACAUUAAAGGUUUUGAAAGUGUUUACCAGGCAUUAAAGCCACAUUAGCAUCUAAUCGUUGAUGCAUGACGCAGGAAUCCUCCCUCUGACUUUCAAAAUUAUUGGACCGCUUGUGCGAGCUUUGCAGCUUUGACCCAGGUUUAUAGUGCCCUCUAAAGGACAUGAACUGAUAACAAAAAUCAGCAUUUCCUUGUGAUGAAGCUUUAAAUGCCAUGCUUAAAAUAACACAGGAAAUAUCAGAAUAACCUUUAUUAUCAUUGUACAGUAAAACACAGAACAAUAAACUUUGUUUGUGCUGCAUAUAAAAACAAUACCCACAUUCAUAGUGACAUAUACAUACACCUACCUAUUCAUACAUUCAUAUUACAUGAAUUACUUCAUUACUUUUAGAUACCUGAAAUCCUAUGUAUUUUAUUAAGUAUUCAAUUACUGCGGUGACAAGACUUCAAAAUUGAAAUUCAAAUAAAAAAUAUUGAAUUUUUUUUUUUUAAAUGAAACUGUAGUUUUUAACCAGUAAACAAUUAUUAUUAAUUUAUUUCUAAUAAAACGUUAUCCUAUUUUUUUAUAUAUCAUUCUACAGUAUCACUAUUUAAAAAAAUUGAGUGUAUUCAAACCGAACUGUGAUGCUCUGAUUUAGUUAUUUUUCAUUGUUUUAUCCUGAGCUAAGAGAAACAACUCCAGUCUACUUUUAGCUUUUGCACUGAUCGUGAUUUUUUUCAAGGUCCUAUGAUUAGUAUAAAAAACCAUUUGCAGAUAUGAAUAAUAAAUGAGUGUUUAACACUUUAUCCCCA